AUGGGAAAACUAGAUAUCGCCACCAUUUCCAGUGAGGUUUCUUGUAAAAGCCAGAAAGCUGAGUUAGUUAUAGAGAGUUUAGCUGAGGAUUUUAGAAGGAAGAUAGAAGUCUGGACAAUGCCAGAGAUGUGCACUAACCUGAGGGUGUUGAACUGGAAUCACUUGAAGAAGAGUUAUGGUCACCUGAGUGGCAUUCAGUUUCCAACCAAUCCUGGUGGAAAGAAUGUUGAUAUGGUACUUGGAUCAGAUUACCCAGAGCUGGGAAUUUGUUUAGAGGAGCGACAAGGAAACCCAGGCGAGCCUAUAGCCCGAAGAACUCCAUUGGGAUGGACCUGUGUUGGAAAAGUGAAGACAGGAAGAGCCCGGAUUGGGAACAACCUGUGUACAUCUCUUCGAUCAGUUACCAGACCCAGCCAGAUUGAUGAAGAGAUGAGAGCGCUAUGGAAUCAAGAUUUGAUAGAGAAUCCAGAUGUAGACAAUUUUAGUCCUGAUGAGAAGAAAGCCAUAGCCAAAACCAAAGAAUCUUUGAGAUAUGUCGGAGAUAGAUUUGAAGUGGGAAUACCUUGGAAGAGAGAGAAACCCAAUCUUCCUGACAAUAGAAGUAUGGCUGAGAAACGGCUGAGAAGCCUGGAAGCAUCAUUCCGGAGAAGACCAGAGGUGGGAGAACAGUACAAGAACGCCUUUAACCAGAAUAUCGAGAAGGGAUAUGUUAGAAAGUUGUCACCUGAAGAGGCAUCCGAGAAAGGAUGGUAUCUGCCCCACUUCGCCAUUGUGAAGAAAGAUAAAGAGACCACUAAAGUAAGAAUAGUAUACGAUGCAGCUGCGAUGUUUGAAGGGACAAGUCUGAAUGAUGAGAUGUUGCCCGGACCAAAUCUGCGGAAUGACAUUGUUAAGAUAUUACUCAAUUUUCGUCGUCGUCCUGUAGCCUUGGUUGGAGAUGUGAAGGAGAUGUUCAACCAACUUGUUUUGAAACCGGACCAUUCUACUAGAUAUCAUCGACUGUUAUGGAGAGAUUUACAGCUGGAUCGUCCCAUAGAUACGUAUGAAGCAGUUAGAGUGGUAUUUGGAGAUCGAGCUUCACCUUAUCUGGCUAUGUUUGUACUGAGAGAGCAAGCAGACAGAGAGUCUAAGAAAUAUCCAGUAGCUAGCCAAGUGAUAAAAUCUUCGACUUGCAUGGACGACAUUAUUGACAACCAACUUGUUUUGAAACCGGACCAUUCUACUAGAUAUCAUCGACUGUUAUGGAGAGAUUUACAGCUGGAUCGUCCCAUAGAUACGUAUGAAGCAGUUAGAGUGGUAUUUGGAGAUCGAGCUUCACCUUAUCUGGCUAUGUUUGUACUGAGAGAGCAAGCAGACAGAGAGUCUAAGAAAUAUCCAGUAGCUAGCCAAGUGAUAAAAUCUUCGACUUGCAUGGACGACAUUAUUGACAGUUUUGAAACUACAAAGGUAGCCAGGGAAAUACGAGAAGACUUGCAGACGGUAGUAAAACCAGCCGGAUUUGACAUCAUGGGGAAGCAACCAGAUUGA
This is a messenger RNA of Lineus longissimus, 1527 nucleotides long. RefSeq lists its product as uncharacterized. NCBI's taxonomy places the organism in Eukaryota, Metazoa, Nemertea, Pilidiophora, Heteronemertea, Lineidae. The coding region runs from base 1 to 1527 and encodes 508 amino acids. The transcript has a single exon. The record is from RefSeq and is a predicted model, not a curated record.